AUGUGCCUGUGGGGCAGCCCAGCCCCCAUGGCUGAUCCCAGGGCACCACAGGCUGGGGUGGCAGCGCUGGCAUGGCUGGGGUGCCUGCUGCACCCCACCACCUCAUGUCCCACCGCUCUCCUUUCCCCACAGGGUGCCAGGCCCACGGGCAGCCGGCGACACAGGAUGGUGCUGGCGCUGGUGCUGUGGGCCUGCCUGGUGCUGGCCACGGCCGGCGGGGAGAGCCCAGCACCGGAGCCCCUGGCAGGUGGCCAGCCCUUUGCCGUGGUGUGGAACAUCCCCACCGGCCGCUGCCAGCGCCGCUUUGGUGUGGGGCUGCCCCUCGGUGACUAUGGCAUCAUGGAGAACCAGGACAGCCACUUCGCCGGCCAGAACAUCACCAUCUUCUACAAGAACAAGUUUGGGCUGUACCCCUACCUGUCACGGCAGGGCGUCCCCCGCAAUGGGGGCAUCCCCCAGCGCAUCCCCCUUGAUGCCCACCUUGCCAGGGUGGCCAGGGACAUUGACCACCUCCUGCGCCCCACUUUCCAUGGCCUGGCCGUGGUGGACUGGGAGGAGUGGAGGCCCCUCUGGGCCCAAAACUGGGGGGCCAAGAGGAUUUACCGGGUGGCCUCGGAGCAGUGGGUGCGGGACCGGCACGGCCUCCUGCCGGUGCAGCGGCGGCUAAAGCUGGCCCGGCAGGAGUUUGAGCAGGCGGCGCAGGCUCUGAUGGAGGAGACGCUUCUGCUGGGCCGGACCCUGCGCCCGGGGGGACUUUGGGGUUUCUACCGCUUCCCUGACUGCUUCAACACCAACUGGGCCAAGGAGGCCAACUACACCGGGCAGUGCCGGCUGGUGGAGGUGCGGCGGAACAACCAGCUGGGCUGGCUCUGGGCUGCCUCCUCCGCCCUCUACCCCAGCAUCUACCUGCCGCUGGCGCUGCCACCUGCCCUGCGCCGCCGGUACGUGCACCACCGCCUGCGCGAGGCCCUGCGGGUGGCCAACUUUGGGGCCAACGGCCUCCUGCCCGUGGUUGCCUACUCCCGCCUCUCCUUCCGCCGCUCACCCCAAUUUCUGGAGCUGGCUGACCUGGUGCACACCAUCGGGGAGAGUGCAGCGCUGGGUGCAGCUGGACUUGUGCUCUGGGGAGACAUGUCAUACUCCCGCUCGGCUGAGAGCUGUGUCAGCCUGCGCCACUACCUUGUGUCCACCCUGGGUCCCUACGUGGCCAACGUGACGGCAGCAGCCUGGGAGUGCAGCUACGGGCAGUGCCAUGGGCACGGGCGCUGCGUGCGCCGGCAGCCCCACGACCUGGGCAGCCUCCUGCACCUUGGCCCCGGCACCAGCCCGACGGCUGCUUUCCGCUGCCACUGCUACCGCGGCUGGGCCGGCGAGGGCUGUGCCCAGCGAGUCAAGCCCGGCCCUGCCACCUCCUGCCUAUCGCCCACCCAUGAUCACAGCUUCUACGGGCACAACAACCUCCCGCCCGCUGACACCUGCCUACCACGGGGCACGUGGGGCUGGUGACCAGGGUCGGGGACCGCAAUGGUCCCCAACCCCAGCAGCGCUGCUGCCUGGGGCUGCCUAUGGUCUCGCUAACUUAAAUAAAUCCUUCUGGGACAGCUGUCCUUGCAGGUAAAUCUGGGGGGGCUCCAUGGUACCCGCAGGCUGGGCACAAUUGCCAUUGCUGCCAGGAGGCAGCAGAGACCCCAGUUUGGCUCCAGCUGGGCCCACCUGUGCCUCAGUUUCCCCAUGCAGGCUCUGCCCUGCGGUCACCCCUAUCCCAUGGUGACCUGGCAGCCCCUUUACGCUGGGAAGGGGACACGGGGCACUGCCAUAGGCUGCUCUCCCUUCGCCACACUGGCACCGUGCUGCCGGCAGCCCUGACCACGCCGCUGGUCCCCCUCCUCCCCACGGCUAUUUUUACUCCCCCUCAACC
Chroicocephalus ridibundus (black-headed gull) is the source of this 1918-nucleotide messenger RNA. Its product is annotated as hyaluronidase-3-like. The record is from RefSeq and is a predicted model, not a curated record. Gene Ontology annotation, molecular function: hyalurononglucosaminidase activity. Bases 1 to 1506 code for a protein of 501 amino acids. NCBI's taxonomy places the organism in Eukaryota, Metazoa, Chordata, Aves, Charadriiformes, Laridae. Gene Ontology annotation, cellular component: acrosomal vesicle. The transcript has 3 exons. Gene Ontology annotation, biological process: carbohydrate metabolic process; hyaluronan catabolic process.